AUGCCCGGCAAUCUAGCGGCCUAUUCGACUGAGAUACCACUGCUGAAUUCAGCUGUAUACAAGAAAAUGCCCGAGUUGUUCCGUAGUGGUAAAGGGAUGGCCUACGGCACGUAUCCAGGCUUCAACUCGUUCAUGGAGGAACUGGCCAUCGCUAAACACAACUCGAGCUUAUUGGGCUUCAUUAAGCGAAACCCGGUGCUUCACGAGAAACUGCAGGAAGGUGGCAUGCGUGUCCUCGACCUUGGUUGUGGGUCAGGUGUGGCAACCCGUUUAAUGGCGCGCGAGUAUCCAAAGUCGCAAUUCGUGGGAAUCGAUAUCGAUGAAACCGCUAUCAACGUGGCUAGUAAAGCCGUAGGAGAACUGUCAAAUAUCGAGUUCGUUAUGAAAGACGCGGUGGAUCUCACCGACGGGGAAUUGGGGGAUUUCGAUUACGCCACGGCAUUCGAUGCAGUGCACGAUCUGAAUCACCCGGAAGAGGUUGUCAAAGGCGUCGUCAGCGUGCUCACGAAACGCAAGGGCACAUUUUCCGCUGUCGAUGUUCAGGCCCAAUCCGAUAUCCGAGGAAAUGUGGGAUCCACGAUGAGCGGGUUUGCAUACGCCGUUUCAUUGUUCUAUUGUAUGCCCGUAGGGUUGGGUGUGGAUGGGAAGGGUAAAGGCUUUGGGAUGAUGUGGGGCCAAGACAAGGCGUUGAAGCUGUUUAGAGAGUGUGGAUUUAAAGACGUCCAAGUGAAAGAGAUAGAAGACGAUCCCUUCAAUGUGGAAUAUAGGUGCCAAGUAGAGCCCGAGGCAGCAACAGAUUUCAGAUAA
This is a messenger RNA of Sphaeroforma arctica JP610, 807 nucleotides long. RefSeq lists its product as hypothetical. The record is from RefSeq and is a predicted model, not a curated record. The transcript has 5 exons. The coding region runs from base 1 to 807 and encodes 268 amino acids. NCBI's taxonomy places the organism in Eukaryota, Ichthyosporea, Ichthyophonida.